Molecule: messenger RNA, 477 nt
Organism: Protopolystoma xenopodis
Lineage: Eukaryota; Metazoa; Platyhelminthes; Monogenea; Polystomatidea; Polystomatidae
Source: the annotation of a GenBank genome assembly
AUGAACAAAUGGCCGGUACAGUCGUGCUCUUUCUCGUGUCUGCCUAACCCGUUAAUCCUCCCAGAGCGGGAGCCAUGUACAGACGGACAGACAUGUUGCCGAAGCGAAACGUUUAAUGAGGCCGAGGGGGCAGAGGGUGGAGAACAAGGCAUGGACCGUACAAGUGGACAGUCUGAGAGAGGACGGUUGGUAUGCCGUCAGGGCUCGAGGGAACUUGGGGAGGGUCGAGCAUCGGAGCAGCUAUUGGCGAGCUUGCGCCAAUUGUGUGCGUCCUAUGCUUCUUCUGCGAGCUCUCUCUCCCUCUCCUCGUCGCCUACGGCCUCUCCCCACCCCACCCGCCUCACACCGCCACACUCCCAUCCAGACUCGGCCAAUCCACUCAAUCCGAUCUCUCUGUCCGAGCCAAGACCGAGGCAAACAUUGAUUUCCGAUCACUUCCAUGCCUACCCCACGGGAUAUCCCGGCAGGCGCGCCUGA